Molecule: messenger RNA, 2537 nt
Organism: Neogale vison (American mink)
Lineage: Eukaryota; Metazoa; Chordata; Mammalia; Carnivora; Mustelidae
Gene: FAM227A
Product: family with sequence similarity 227 member A
Exons: 15
Coding region: 386-1804 (472 amino acids)
Source: RefSeq, a predicted model, not a curated record
CGCCGCCGAGGCUCACCAAGGUUCCAUUGUUGUGGCAAAGGUGAAGUGGUGACCGCGCCUGGCGUUGCCUUGAGAACGCCUGGACUCACAGUGGCAAAAUGGGCCUCUCCCCGACGCCCCUCUUCCUCCUCACCACAAAGCAAAGGGCACCCCUUCCUGUUGGAUGUGGGGGCAACAGGUGUCGGAUGUCCCAUCCAGAACUUUGCGGGGUCCGCUGAACCACCCGUGGCGGAACCGGCCCCAAGUUCGUCAGAUUCCGCCGAUGUCUUCAGAGAAAGACUAGGAGCUGGAAGGAGGAAAAAUAAUAUUAACCUGGUCCUGGGACAGCCUUUCCUGUGAUCCAGCUGACUUGGGACAGCCCCAAACUUCUUCAGACUAAAAGAACAUGGAUGUCAUCAAUGUCACUGCCUUGCCCAUGUUGCCAAUGGAUGAGCACCUGACCGUCUCCCUCGUGACCCGGAACGCGGUGGAGAAUGCCCUGAGGAAGAGUCUGGAGGACAACCCACCCACCUGCACUAUUGGCUCCAUACAGCGCGUGAACCAAAAGAUUGCCGAGCUCAGUCUGAGUCCCAAACCAUUGGCCAACAGCCUGGCAAUUGAGAGAUAUGAGUUGGAGAAGAAGGAUUUGAGAGAGAAAAGUCAAGACAGCCUGGGAAACAGAGACAAGAGUCGAAGCAAAUCAGAGUUCAUCUGCAGAGGCUCCAAAUCCAGGAGCGUCAGACCUUUCAUUUCUAAAAGGAAAAUAGCCCACAAAAAUCUCUUGGCAGAACUGUACCAGUACACAUCGUUUAACAGCGCCAUACCAAACAGGCUUCCAAACGGGGUGAACUUCUGUGACAUGGUGGGCAACGUGGUCCGCUCUGAGAGACACCCCCUCAGUGGCAAGUCUUUCUGUUCGGAUAAAGAAUUAGAGAAGUUUCUCUCUUCUCCUUCUCUAAGAGCCAUAUGGCUGGAUAGCUUCUGGUGGAUCUUUCAUGAGAGGUACCAGCCCAACAAGGAGUUCCAGAAUAAAAUGUUUGACCGGAUAGCCCAAAACUACGCCUUUCUCUUAUUGUGUGAAUCCAAGUCCCACUAUGAAGAGGCGCUCUUAAAAAAGCUGCCAUCACUGCUGAGUAAAGCCGUGUAUACCAGCUUCUGUUGCUGCUUCCCUCAAUCCUGGUUCAACACGCACGAAUUCAAAUCGAGCAUCUGUAACACAGUGAGCCUGUGGAUUUCAGGCAUCUACCCUUGCCUACAGAGCUACAACAGCUGGAACUACUCAGAACUGGAUCCAGAGAGAUUCCGGAGAGAAAAAUUAAUUUUGCAGAGAAGAUUGUUAAAGAAAAGAGAGUUCUCUUUGUUCACUUCUAAGAGAUAUGUCUCCCAGACAUCUAUCCAGUACAAGAAAGUUCCCUACCCUAAGUCUCCUGGUGUAAGUUCAACCACUGAGAAAGACUCUUCGGCCAAGAAGAAUUCAGCAGAUACACCCCAAACCCACAAUGCCACAAAAGAGCAUCCUGGUCAGACUCUGGUCUUGAGGAAAGCUGCAAAACUAGUCAAGAGGAUAUCAGAAGCAAGAGAACCUGAGAACAUGCUUCCCAAGCAGUCUCACCCAGCGUGCAAAAGCCCUGAGCUGACUUCAAAUUUCUUCAACAUUUACGGGAAGAGCCCUCUGAUUGUGUACUUCCUCCACAACUACGCCCAUCUGCCCCAGGGUGGUGAAGACGUGUUGAUAGUCAGGAGGGAAAGAACCAGGAGCAUCCCAUAUCCUUUCUGCCACAGGAAGGGCACAUGUUCCUCCAGGCCCUGCUGCUUCCACCUCUGAGAAGCAAGGGUGUAGAAAGGGACCCGGCCCUUAGCUCAGUGCCUGGUACCCAUCAAGGGUAGUCAUUGAUAGGAGCCGAAGGCUCAGAAUGUUGAGCAUUUUAGUUCCAAGCCAGCUUUGUAAACUGGCUGCAUGGGAUCCUAGGCAAAUCAGAUUUCCCUGGGUGCAAAAUCUCUUCCUGCUAACUAGGUAUUCGAACAUAUUUGCUGUUCAGUAAUGACUCCCCUGUGCUCAUUGACCCCAGAAUCUGUAUUGAUCGGGAUUUGGGGUCCAGAUGUGUGUUUCUUGUAACAUCCUCUUCAUACACACACACACACACACACACACACACACGCACGCACACACGCACGCACACACCCUCCUCCAGACCCAUCAGCAAAUCUCUGGCACAAUUGGUAUUGGUUACCAACUUAACCAACCAACUUAAAGAUUCAGUAACCCAACUCAGAUCUUAAGAAAACAGAUGUGACUAGUUGGUGUCCUGAGACCUAGCAUUUUCCUAUAGGGGGUCAGACAUGGGAUCAAGUCAGCCCAGACUCAAGCACCAAGUCAGCGGCUGACCUCACUGCUCUGUAGUGUAGUACAGUAGGAGGAGCCUGGGUUGGGAAUACACAGCCCCAGAUUUGAGUCCAGCUCAGCAACGUACUGGCCUUAAGAUCUUAGGUGCACUGCUUGACCUCUGAGCUCAAUAGCUUUAUCAAGUUCUUUGUAAAAUAAGAAUAAUUAGGGGCAC